AUGUCGAAUUCAGUCCGCGCCAUCACACCCCCCCCCGCUGCGGAGAGGCGCCGGUCCGAGUCGAAACGCGUGCUCGGAAGCGACUCGACCAGAAGAACCAGCAGGAGGGUGACGGCUAAUGACGUACUGCCGGUGCCCGCUCUACAUGCAGAAGCCGUCGAUCGCGCCCUGCUACGAGAAUUUCAACCGCCACACCGUGACAGCACGCCGGCUGCAAGUCCGCACAGAAAGCGACAGAGAAUAAACGGCGACAGAUUUAUUCCUACACGGUCUGGUCAAGAUCUUCAAGCUAGCUUUAGUUUGCUGCAUGAAGAUGGGUCUCCCACGACUCCCUCAAGGCAGAAGAAGCGAACUCCUCAUGGAGAACUGCAUUUUCAAAAAACCGAAGAAGCAAACCGGACCUUCUCGACUCUCCUUCGGGCCGAGCUAUUUGAAAACUCUGUUCCUCAAUCAUCGAAUGCUUCGAAUCUGUUACCAGACAGCACCGUCAGAAACAUGUCGAUGGCACGGGCUCAUGAUGUAACCAGAGCUCAAACCCCGCCGAAUAGCAAACCCGCCACCUCUCUGCCCUCUUCUUCCUUGACGCCAUCCACACCGCACAAAAAUCUCUUUUCAUACAUGUCUCCACGACGCCAUACUGAUGUGGCCGGGCAUCUCACUCCCUCAAAAACACCCCAGAGCCGGCACGGGCCAAACUUGGAUACCACAGCAGAAAUCUAUAGCCUAUCGCCCGUGAGGUUCGGAAGCCAGCAGAUGCUCCUCAGCCCUCGGCGGCAACCGCGGGCUGUUAGCAAAGUACCGUACAAAGUUCUGGAUGCUCCAGAACUGGCCGAUGACUUUUAUCUGAACUUGGUGGACUGGGGUAGCGCCAACGUCCUCGGAGUCGGACUUGGAUCAAGCGUGUACAUGUGGAAUGCUCAGACUAGCAAGGUGAGCAAGUUGUGUACGCUGGAAGACGAUACUGUGACAAGCGUUUCUUGGAUACAAAAAGGCACGCAUCUCGCGAUCGGCACAGGUAAAGGCUUGGUACAAAUCUGGGAUGCGGAAAAGACGAGGAGGUUGCGAACAAUGACUGGGCAUACAGCUCGAGUUGGAUCGUUGGCCUGGAAUACCCACAUCCUCACCUCGGGCUCUCGAGACAGACUCAUAUAUCACAGGGACGUUCGGGCUCCAGACCAAUGGCUCAGAAAGCUGGUGGGACACAAGCAAGAGGUUUGCGGACUGAAAUGGAACUGCGAGGACGGUCAACUUGCAAGUGGAGGGAACGACAACAAGUUGAUGGUUUGGGACAAGCUGUCGGAAUCGCCGUUGUGGAAAUUCUCUGAUCACACUGCAGCUGUCAAGGCAAUCUCUUGGUCUCCCCAUCAACGUGGGCUACUAGCCUCGGGCGGAGGAACGGCCGACAGACGCAUCAUCUUUCACGACACGGUCAAGGGAAGCGUCAUCAACGAAAUUGACACGGGUAGUCAGGUCUGCAACCUUGCGUGGUCCAAGAACUCGAACGAGAUCGUCUCGACGCACGGAUACAGUCAGAAUCAGAUCGUGGUCUGGAAAUAUCCGUCCAUGACGCAGGUCGCGAGUCUGACUGGGCAUACAUAUCGUGUUCUCUAUCUGGCAAUGAGCCCGGACGGUCGUGUAGUUGUCACUGGUGCUGGCGACGAGACGCUACGAUUCUGGUCCAUCUUCGGUCGCCGCUCUGGAAGUCGUGAGGAAGGGGAAGGCGCGAGAGGCACAUUGGCUAACUGGGGUAUCAUACGAUGA
This is a messenger RNA of Ustilaginoidea virens, 1761 nucleotides long. RefSeq lists its product as uncharacterized. Bases 1 to 1761 code for a protein of 586 amino acids. NCBI's taxonomy places the organism in Eukaryota, Fungi, Ascomycota, Sordariomycetes, Hypocreales, Clavicipitaceae. Gene Ontology annotation, biological process: positive regulation of anaphase-promoting complex-dependent catabolic process; positive regulation of ubiquitin protein ligase activity; anaphase-promoting complex-dependent catabolic process. The record is from RefSeq and is a predicted model, not a curated record. Gene Ontology annotation, molecular function: anaphase-promoting complex binding; protein binding; ubiquitin ligase activator activity. The transcript has 3 exons. Gene Ontology annotation, cellular component: anaphase-promoting complex.